This is a messenger RNA of Arabis nemorensis, 309 nucleotides long. Lineage: Eukaryota; Viridiplantae; Streptophyta; Magnoliopsida; Brassicales; Brassicaceae. The record is from the annotation of a GenBank genome assembly.
AUGCUCUGCUUGGACGUUCUCGUCGAGAUGGAUUUGUUCCUGCACGGAUGGGAAUGUGCCGCUAAGGUCGCUUGCAGGAUCGAUCUCCAUGUCUUCAGAAUUCUCUACCGAACUAGGUGCGUCAGCAGGUGGACUUGUUUCCGGCGGCGGAACUUGCGCUUCAUGAUCUGGGAGAGGCGCGGUGACAAGUCGCCCCUCGGCGUGAUGAGCUUGUUUGUCUGGAGAGAGGAGAGGUGCGCUAUCAUGUUGUUCCUCCGUAUUGUCAGUGUUCCUGUUCCCUUCUCUUUUUCGCAGCUUAAGAUCGAGUGA